UACCUUAGAGAAAUAAACCAAGCGCUAAUUUAUACUUGAAAAAUGAAAGAUCAAUUUCAUAAUACAUUUCCGUCUACGCUCGUUUUGGAGUAGUCUAUGCAGGCUAUUUGUUUCCGGUUCAAGCUCGCGGGAGAUCUGCAGAUCCUAGUUAACAAUGGCAUCGACACCCCUGGGCAGUCCUGUAUCGGAGGCGAUGUAUCCCUCUUUGGCUCUUGUACUUCUCCUCAUCGGUCUUGUAGUCACAGCAAAUUUUUUCAUCUAUGAAGCAACUACUUCGAAACGUAGCCGUAGUAUAGCAAGGGAACUCACCACUGGUGGCUUGGCAUCAAUUUUCUUAGGUUUUGGAUCAUUUUUUUUGCUUUUAGCCACUGGAGUUUAUGUAUAGCUGAUUUCUUUUCGUAAAAUGACAGUUUUUGUGAAGAAAAAAAACUCUGGUUUGCAUGCACAAAAUUUGAUAGAUUUUAUGGGCGAGAAAAUUAAUUUUGUUACUUCUUUCAGGAAAGACAUUUUUCCAUUUUUCCUUCAAUUGAGUUUACGAGGGUCCACACUGGAUUCUAUUUUGAAACUUGUUGGCUAGCUCUGUACAUUGGCAUAGAGCAUGUGAAACAGAGAAUAAUUUAUUAGUUUCUUAAUUGCAUGAUUAACACACGGAUUAAUUUCGGCUA
Molecule: messenger RNA, 665 nt
Organism: Cryptomeria japonica (Japanese cedar)
Lineage: Eukaryota; Viridiplantae; Streptophyta; Pinopsida; Cupressales; Cupressaceae
Exons: 4
Coding region: 155-385 (76 amino acids)
Biological process (GO): protein N-linked glycosylation
Cellular component (GO): membrane-bounded organelle
Source: RefSeq, a predicted model, not a curated record